Messenger RNA from Cryphonectria parasitica EP155, 1581 nucleotides. RefSeq lists its product as uncharacterized. The transcript has a single exon. The record is from RefSeq and is a predicted model, not a curated record. The annotation marks the transcript as partial. Lineage: Eukaryota; Fungi; Ascomycota; Sordariomycetes; Diaporthales; Cryphonectriaceae.
UAUCUUGGUGCCGUGGAGAUCUUCCGCACCUCAACAGCGGAGCCCCAAACGCAGGGAAUUUCCUGGACGUAUAUGAAGGAUAUGUCGCAUUACAUGGCUCUGUGGAAGCAGCCACAAACAGUCAUCUUUGACCUACCAAAUAUUGUCGAUCCUACCACGACACCCCCUCUGACCGGCACUUACAAUGCCACCCUCACCGCCAGCUUCUUCAACGCCUCUCAAUCCGUCAGCCCCGCAGACACCAUCAUCCCCAUUUCUGCCCGCCAGUCAGACAACGCCAACUCCUCCUCUUCCUCCUCCCAGCCCAGCGUGUUCACCAUUCCCUCCCCGGACGUGAGCGCCUCCAACGUGAUCACAAACUUCCCACGCAAUGUCGCCCGCGCCAUCUUCUCCGUGUCUGCGACAGGGCAGGCCAACGAGGAAUUCUGGUGGUCCAACGUCCUGCAGUCCGACACACAGACAUAUAACGCCUCGUCCGUGACAUUAUUCGGUUAUUCACCCUUUAGGGAAGUGCAGGUCCUCAUUGACGACCAGUUGGCGGGUGUGCAGUGGCCCUUCCCCGUCAUCUUCACCGGUGGUGUCGUCCCGUCCUUGUGGUCACCCUUGGUUGGCAUCGAUGCCUUCGAUCUCAAGGAGGGUGAAAUUGACAUAUCCCCGUGGCUGGGCUUACUCUGCGAUGGGCAGCCGCAUAAUAUCUCCAUCCGUGUAGUGGGGCUGAAUGACGACGGCAGCACAAACGCGAUAUUGUCACCAAAUACUGGCGACGACUGGGAGGUUACGGGCAAGAUUUUUGUCUGGCUCGACGCAGACGCCGGCGCCAUCACGACAGGCGCACCUCCCACUGUCUCUGGGCAACUUCCCACCAUCGCAGUGAGCCAAACACUGGCGACCAAUACCACUGGCUACAACGACACACUAAGAUACACAACGUCCGUCUCGCGGGACUUCAGUGUCUCGGGAUCCAUCGUCACAUCAUCCGGCACGCAGACUUUGUCUUGGACGCAGGCCCUCUCUCAUACCGACGACGGGACGCUCUCAAACGUCGGCAGCAACCAGAUCGUCACCAUUACAACACAUGGCACGGAUACGUCCACCACUCCCAACAACGGCUUCGUCUCUACGUACACUUACCCUCUUCACGCGAACAUAACCUCUGAGGUCCUCACCAACGGAACAACACGCGUCUCUGCCUUGCUCUCCCGCACUAAGAGCGUCAAUCGCACCGCAGGGCCCGACGGCGGCGAAGGCUUCGUCUCGCCCAGCGGACUGCAGCUCUUUGCGGAGCUGCCCACGACAGCGGACCUGGUGGGCCGGAUCACGGAGACGUCGUUUACCACGACGCAGAGCGGGACUGCGGUGCUGUUGGUGCCUGUGGAUGGGAACAGCACGGGCUAUGGUGGCCAGAGCCAGAUGAUGCGGUUUGGCGGUGGGACGGCGGCGGGCGUGCUGGGCGACGAGCCGGAUACUGAGUUGUAUUUUCGAGAUGUCAGUGUGAAUAGUACUGGGGCAGUGCUGAGUGAUGUUGAGAGGUUGGCUGGAGGGGAUGUUGUGGGGAUGAGGCUGCCUGCCACAGGCGAGUGA